AACUUUUAACAAUACGAUUAAAUUAUUCUUUGUUGUGAUACGAGAACCUAUCUUAUCAGUUAUUUAAUUCAUUAAAUAGCUAUCUUUGAGUGUGACUACUACAUGCUCGGUACGUCAGUCGCUGCACUCGGCAGUAAUUUUGCGCAAAAAUGUUAAGAUGCAACGAAGUUAAUGUAACAAUUAGAAAGGCCAAAAAGGAGGACAUGGUACAGGUUUACAAGUUGAUCAAGGCCCUUGCAGAGUUCGAGAAGUUGGAGGACCAAGUGCGCAUCGAUGCGGCGGUUUUACAAAAGGACGGCUUCGACACCGACAGUCCCGCAUUCACCUGCCUGGUGGCCGAACUGUCCGACGGCUACAUCAUAGGUUACGCCCUGUUCUACUCGUCCUAUUCCACGUGGCUCGGCAAGUCCAUCCUGCUCGAGGACCUGUACGUCCAGCCGGCCUACAGACGGUCCGGCAUUGGUAAACAACUGUUCCUGGCUGUGGCCAAAAUCGCCCACGAAUCUCCGAGCAAACGGAUGGAUUUCCAUGUGUUGUCGUGGAAUCCGGCCAGUGAUUUUUACAAGAGUUUGGGCGCCGUCAACAUGACGCAGACGGAGAAAUGGCAGCUGUUCAGGAUGGACGAGGAUUGUCUCAACAAGCUGUUCGCGUAACUUGUUUCCCUCAUUUGAAACCAUGCACUCAUAUCUACAUAUUUCAUAGUGUAUUCAUUAAUUUUGUAAAGUGAUAAUAAAAGUAUUAUAUCUA
This is a messenger RNA of Aethina tumida (small hive beetle), 747 nucleotides long. Its product is annotated as thialysine N-epsilon-acetyltransferase. Gene Ontology annotation, molecular function: N-acetyltransferase activity. Bases 150 to 653 code for a protein of 167 amino acids. The record is from RefSeq and is a predicted model, not a curated record. NCBI's taxonomy places the organism in Eukaryota, Metazoa, Arthropoda, Insecta, Coleoptera, Nitidulidae. The transcript is spliced from 2 exons.